This is a messenger RNA of Gavia stellata (red-throated loon), 1955 nucleotides long. It is a transcript of the gene ASB18, whose product is annotated as ankyrin repeat and SOCS box containing 18. Gene Ontology annotation, biological process: intracellular signal transduction. Lineage: Eukaryota; Metazoa; Chordata; Aves; Gaviiformes; Gaviidae. The coding region runs from base 387 to 1694 and encodes 435 amino acids. Gene Ontology annotation, molecular function: protein binding. The transcript has 6 exons. The record is from RefSeq and is a predicted model, not a curated record.
CUGGCUCCGAGAGAGGAGAUUAAACCUCCCGCCCCGUGCUGCCCGGCCGGGGACGGUGAGCCUGGGGGACCAGCAAGCAUCGCCCGGGAGAGCCGGCCUCACACCGCUGUCCUGCCAAGCCUAAACACCCGUGUCCCAAGCUGCUGCCUGCAAUUAAACCGGCAAUUUAAUCCAAGAGUUGCUGCCACAACACAGCCCAGUGACUGUUUGACCCUCAUUGUAUCUCAUGCCCGUUAUCAUCUGACCCCGCCGGAGUUAUAAAUACAACGACAAUAGAGCCUUAACCGGAUUAUAAUUAGACAAUGAGCCCAGAAGGAUGGAAACAAUGAACUAUAAAAGCCCGUCUAUCCUCCCAGCUAGGACCUGCACACACGGGAAGCACUGGAAUGGGCGAGUUACCGGGACCUGUAACAGAAAAGCUACAGAUUUCCCCCAAAUUGGAUUCGGAGCAUCCUCUAACGGCUCACGCUCCCGCCACCAAGUAUUACACGGCCCUGGUCACGGGAGACCUGAGAAGCCUCGAGGUCCUGACUGACCGAUACUAUCAAGAUGUCAACCUGGUUUUUGAGAUCAGUAAAAAUGAGCUGGAGUGGCAGGUGAAAAGCCAAGCGUCUUAUGGACUCUCAGGGCUGUGGUCGCUGGAGUACAAGCGGGAGCUGACCACCCCGCUGUGCCUCGCCGCCCGCCUGGGUCACACCGCCUGCCUGCGCCAUCUCCUCCGCCGACGGGCCGACCCCGACCUGGCGCCGGGGGGACGCGGGCCCCUGCACGAAGCCUGUCUGGGGGGGCACGUCGACUGCGUCGAGCUGCUGCUGGAGCACAAGGCUGACCCAAACCUGCGGAGCGACGAGGGCCUGGCCCCGCUGCACCUCUGCACCACCCAAGACUCCCUGGGGUGUGCCAAGCUCCUGCUGAGACGCGGGGCCACCGUCGACCUGCCCAGCGAGGACGGGGGGGAGACGGCGCUGCAUGUGGCGGCCAGGCACUGCCUCUGCAACCAUGCCCGCCUCUACCUGCGGCACGGAGCACAUGUCGAUGCACGCAGCGCGCGGGAGGAGACGGCCCUCGGCAUCCUCUGUGGGCAGGCGCCACGCACCGACGAGGGCUGCCUGCAGCUUUGCCGGCUGCUGGCUGCCCACGGUGCCGACAUCGAUGCCCGGGAUGAGACGCGGAGGAGCCCCUUGCACAAGGCGUGCGGGGCCGCCAACGCUGGCCUGGCGCGCUUCCUCCUGCGGCGUGGGGCCGACGUCAACGCCAUCGACUACGACGGCGUCUCCCCGCUGGGCUGCGCGCUGCAGAGCGCCGCCUUCAAGCGGGAGCUGCGGCCCCACCUCGCCGUCCAGCUGCUGCUCAACCACGGCUCCCAGAAGAUAUGGCCCCCCGCCUUCGUCAAGGUGCUGAAGUCCUGCGCGGCCGUGCCGGAGAUCAUCGAAGUCCUCUUCAAUUCCUACUCGCAAAUCCCCGUCUCCGAGAAGUGGGCCGAGGCUGUGCCAGAGGAGGUGUUUCAGCAGCACCAGCUAUUCUACGAGUCCUUUUUCCGGCUGGCGGGCACAGUCCGGUGCCUGCAACAUUUAUGCCGCUCCGCCAUUCGGAAAAAGUUUGGCAGCGAAUGCCAUUGCCUCAUCCCCUUGCUGCCCGUCCCCAAGCCCUUGCACGACUACCUGCUGCUGGAGCCCGAGGGAGUCGUGGUCUGAAGGGCGGAGAGGAGCCGGCCGAGGGCCGCCGUCCAGCCCUCCCUUACCUCGUCGGCCCUCGGUGUAGCGCGGCUGCAUCCAUUUCUGUCAGCCGAGCCAAGGCGCGCCGGUUUUCAUGAUAGAUGGUUGUUUUUCAGGGAUUUAUAACGUAACUAAAAUGUGCUUUCGGCUGUAACUUUGUAUAGAUUUUUUUUCUAAUUGUGCUUUAAAUAGAUUAUAAAGAGUAAUAAAAUGAUUAGUAGCUGUUACAAGCACGCUGCA